AUGAUGACUAUCCAACCUUGCCAGCGCACAGCCAACUUAAAGAGAUCACAUUAUCGGGAGAAAAAGAUUCCACUUCUUCGUCCAGAGGAUUACUACUCGAGAGAUGCUGCCAGGGUUGCCAAAUCUCUGACCAUAAGGAAGAAAUAUGCUUAUGCUACAACCAUGGCCAUCAACCGCGUUCAGCGCUUCUGGGACCGGUAUUGUACUUUUAUGGGAGUAUCCAGUUACUCCUAUCUCUCAGCAUGUACUGCGGAAAAUUUUCGAUUAUAUAUUGAUUGGCGAUUAAGUGAGUUUAAUAUCAGAAAACAAAGCACAAUAUGGGUUGAGUGGAAGUUUCUCAGGCUGCUCUAUAAGCAAGUUACUGGUGAAAAACUGGAUGAUAUUGUUGGUGAGCAAAUCAGCGAGUUUAUUUUGGGACCAUUGACGGAUGAGUAUAACCUGGACUUGUCUGUCAAAUCCAAGCCUACCAUGAGUGUUGAAGAUCUACUCUCCAUCCUUCACUAUCACUGGUGCUUGGACACAUCUCCAGUGCCACACGAGCGAUACACGGUCCAAUUACUACUACUGAUGUUAAUGACUGCCUAUACCUCCUCUCGUCCAGGAGCUCUCAUUGAGAGUGGUUGUGCUCGAGGCUCUAAUGAUGCGCUGCGAUACAGGGAUGUGGUACUCCGUGUCAUCCCCAAUCCAGAACAGCCAGACCGCCAUGUCCUAGUGAUGGAGGUUACCUUGAUGUAUAUGAAAGGAAAGAGAAAUAAGUCACAGCCGACAACAUAUAUAUUCCAUGAGCGGGAUGACAACUUGGCUCUGUGUGCAAUUUCUCAUUUUCUUGCGCUAGCUCUCGCAGACCAGGCAUUUGAGGCCCAGGGGAUCAACUCUUCCAAUGAUAUUUUCCAGAUUGCGGUUCCUCCUUACCGGAACAGCUUGCAGUUAAGAUGGAAACCUGAUAUACUUGAUGUACCAGUAUUUCGGCGUACCAUCCGCACCGCGCAGGGAAUUCGUGUCUCCCCUGACCGUGCAUUGCCAUACGAUGUGUUCAAUCAGUACCUGCAGCGGCUGGGGCGCAAUGCCGGGCUUGAAGAUCCUUUGACCCCUUAUUGUAUCAGGAGAGGCACAGCAAAUGCAGUGGAUGACGUUGCAACGGCGGCUGAACGGAACCAGGUGUUAGGACAUUCUCGAGCUGACAUUUUUGAACGUUACUACAUCUCCCAAAAGGUAAAGUGGGAUGUGCAAUCUGCAUAUCUUGAAUGUCCAGCCCGUGACUCUGUCAUCCGUGCUGUGGGAAUGAUGAGCUUGACUCAAGACCCAAGAGUUCCAAAAGACCUGACUGAUGAGCAGAAAGCCGCCAUUGAACAGGAUCCCUAUCUAGUGGAGCUCAACCGGCAGAGGCAGGAUCUAGUCAGCGCUAUGAAACUAGAAUCUGGGUCUGUGUCAAAAGCACAAGGUACUGAUCUCCAUGCCCAACAUAGAGCCCUUGAGAAGACCAUUCAGAGCGAGAGACGACUCCUAAGGCGACAGGCACGAGAGGAAACUCGGGAACACUUUUUUGCCACAAUUGAUACUAUUGAGAUAGAACAUCAGCUCUUGGGAUUAUCUGUUGCUGAUCAUCUCAAGAUAAAAGAUGCCAGUGAGGUUCAGUUUGCCUUUGUUGAGCGAGCCCGCCUUGCACAGAGUCUCUUUCAGUCUCUUGGUAGCUGUGUCAAUGAGAAGCAUGAUCACAGUCAUCAGGUACAAGCUAUCAGUGAUUGGACUUCUCUGUGUCACCUUCAGGGGGUUUCCUAUAGGAAAAAUGCUUGUGGACUAAUAAAGGAGGAGCCUGAUCUGAUGAACAGCGAUACAUAUCCUCUUAUUUGUCCACCGACCCAGUGCCUCUUCUGCCUUGGAAACGAUCAAUUGGCCUAUAAGGCCAGGAACUACUCGUUCUCUCGACCUCAGAAGGCAUAUGCAUGAUUGCCAUCUUCACUACUUGGCCUCAGAUGAUAGUUUUCCAUGCCCUCACCCCUCUUGUUCAGAGGAUGUACAGGGUGUCAUACAUUUCAAGGACCACAUUGCUUCAGUGCACAAGAUCUAUCUUUGAAAUUACUUUGCUGGGACUUCUUUUUCUUUGUCUCAUGGGAUUUAUAGCUAACAUCUUGGGAAUUGGACCAGCCGCUUCCCACACUUCCA
This is a messenger RNA of Coccidioides immitis RS, 2163 nucleotides long. RefSeq lists its product as uncharacterized. The transcript is spliced from 5 exons. The coding region runs from base 1 to 1947 and encodes 648 amino acids. The record is from RefSeq and is a predicted model, not a curated record. Lineage: Eukaryota; Fungi; Ascomycota; Eurotiomycetes; Onygenales; Onygenaceae.